CCCUGGGUUUGAUUCAUUCACAAACCAGCUUGGCUGUGUUCAAAGUCGAUUAAGUAUGAUGGUUUUUUUUACAAUUCCUCACGGUUUGUAUUUGCAGCGGGCGAUACAGCUGCCUAUUCCCAAGUUCAAGCUGAGCCAUCUCUCACUCGUAUCCUUUCAUAUAUAAGUGAUGAAGCCUGAUCCGUUGGUAUGAAGUACGGUUUGAGGCCAGGUCAAACCAACAUCAUCACAAUAAUCCAAACAUCCAAACAUCUACUGCCUAUCUUGCACUUUCGUCACCACCCUCAUCAUACCCGCCCCUCCACAACUCAACAUGUCAGGAUCUAGCUACUACCAGCGUCCCGCUCCGAGCUACUCUCAAUAUUCCACGUCUGCAAACACCGGCGGGCAGAGGCGCGAUGCACCUACCAAUCAGACGUCAUAUACUACCACGAGCUACUCACGCUCAUCCGACCCGAUGGACAGAUUCUGGGUCACGGGCCAGUCUUCGACCAGACCAAAUCGCGUAGCCGGACAGAUGGAGCAAUGGGACAGACAAUGGAGUUCGGCGAGUCGUCGUUAAUGGGACCGGUUGGCUCCGUGAGGGUGCCUCCCGGCCAGCCCUCCUCAUGUACACAAUUUUCCCCCUGUAUGAUUAGUUUGCCCGAUACCCACCUAGCAUAGCAUCUUACAUUGAUUAUCACCGUUCAAGAAACAUUCGUUCCCCAUAAAACAUACACUGUCCUUCGUUCCCCACCUCACGAUAUCACUUCGUCGCCGACCAAGGCUGUCGCAACGCCCCGGGGAAGCGCAAAAGCAAAAGCAGGCACUCACGGCAGUGAUCGUACUCCUCCACCUGGGCUCGGACCAGGGAUUUCCCGAUUAACAGUCGGACGCCUUUAGCCAACUGGACCAUGGAGGAUUGAGGUUGUCGAAUGAGGCUCGUCAGCUGAGGUGCGAUGCCUGACGGGGCAAGCGUUUGCUUGCUAAGAUCUCAUGCUCAGUGUACAUGCCGAGGCCUGAGCUUUCGGAUGAUGGCCU
Molecule: messenger RNA, 1020 nt
Organism: Colletotrichum phormii
Lineage: Eukaryota; Fungi; Ascomycota; Sordariomycetes; Glomerellales; Glomerellaceae
Exons: 2
Coding region: 314-562 (82 amino acids)
Source: RefSeq, a predicted model, not a curated record